AUGUCAACCGCACUCCGCCCAGUCCUCCGACCAUCACACCUCCCGUCCCUGCCCAUCUCCUCCUCUUCACCUAAAAACACAACAACAUACAUCUGUCAAUCAUGCCGUCACGCACGCCUUCUCCGCCGCCCGCACCGGCCCUAUACCUUCACCCAACUCGUCACGCUAUCCGACGGCAGCGCCUUCACCAUGCGCACCACCUCCCCAUAUCCAGUCUAUCGAUCUACACGUGAUACACGCAAUGCACCGCUGUGGAAUCCCAGCUCGAAAGAGCUGACAAGCGUGGAAGACGACGAGGCGGGCCGACUGGCGAGUUUCCGCGCCAGAUACGGACGAAGCUUUGACGCUUCGAGCACGAGUGCAGCUGAGGAUGAGGUGGAAGUGGAGACCCCGCCCAGAGCAGAUGCGUUUACGGAUGUGAGCGGGCCGCCGGAAGUAACGCCGAAGAGGCGGGAUAAGGAUGCGAAGGGAGUCCAAGAGCUGGAGGAGCUGGCGGGCGGAGGGGUGGUGAACAGGGGAGACGCGCCGACCAAAGUGGCGCUUCCGCCGAAGGUCAAGAAUGAGGAGAUUGAUGAUGGGUGGGACUUUGGGGAUGACGAUUCGAAUAUGUUGGAUUUGAUCAGUAGUUAUGGGCAGGAGAACAUCAAGGCGCCGCCUUCGCCAGUGAAGAAGGGGAAGAAAUGA
Molecule: messenger RNA, 684 nt
Organism: Cyphellophora attinorum
Lineage: Eukaryota; Fungi; Ascomycota; Eurotiomycetes; Chaetothyriales; Cyphellophoraceae
Exons: 1
Coding region: 1-684 (227 amino acids)
Biological process (GO): mitochondrial translation
Cellular component (GO): mitochondrial large ribosomal subunit
Molecular function (GO): structural constituent of ribosome
Source: RefSeq, a predicted model, not a curated record